Drosophila erecta is the source of this 3074-nucleotide messenger RNA. It is a transcript of the gene Gyg, whose product is annotated as glycogenin-1. Lineage: Eukaryota; Metazoa; Arthropoda; Insecta; Diptera; Drosophilidae. Gene Ontology annotation, cellular component: cytoplasm. Gene Ontology annotation, molecular function: glycosyltransferase activity. The transcript is spliced from 8 exons. The record is from RefSeq and is a predicted model, not a curated record. Bases 905 to 3061 code for a protein of 718 amino acids.
AUCUGAUCCGGGCCUCAUCACGCCUGAACGGGAAUUUGUUCAGUCACUUGACCCAGACCCAAAAGCUCAACCCCCGACCUUUUCUCCCAAUCACUUUGGCAGGGCGCUUUAUCAGCUUUAUUGUGCUACGGCCAUACGCAAUUGAUGAAAGCGGGUAGAAGAAACCAGAGCGCAAACUCUGCUCAGCGAAGCGAGAGCUAAAGAGAGAGUGAAAGAGAGAGCAUUUCUCAGAAGAGAGUUCUCUCUUCCUACACUGUCAAAAAGUUAAGGAAUUUUCGCACAGUUAGCUGUCACAUAAAUUGCUAAUUUACCUAUUUUUAAGUUUUCGUGCUAAGCAUAUGUUUAAGUAAAAUGUCGCGACGCAUUCAUUUUGACAAUUUCAACAGUUGUUGAAAUGGUAUAUUUAGACCGAGUGUUGUUUAUUUAAUUUUGUUUAAAUCGCCAAAUUUAUGACGAUUGCUGAAAAUUCCUUUUCACCGUUCUGCCACAUAAGUUUUAUUGUUUUGUGAAAUAUUUUGUCAUUUUUCGCACACACAUCCGGUAAGUCAGAAGUUAUUAAGAUCCAUUCUAGUUUUUGCCGAAAGUAAAUGAUUUCAUUUUUAUUUUAGGCCCAACGAAUCAUUUCACAAGCACACACACGCAAAUAGAAAAGAACGCAUCUGUGUAUCUUUCACCCGCACACACACCAAUGCAAAUACAAGACACAGUCACACUCACACACACACACACAUUAAAGAAUCCGGCGGAGGAUAAAGAUAGUCCUGAUCUCAGUCCAAAUCAAGAUCAAGACCGAGAUCAAGUUCAGCCUAGCGAAUGCAUUUGAUUGCCGCUGAUUAGCUCGCUGUGCAGCAGUUACCAUCAGAAUGCGCAUCCGCAUCCGUAAUGUGUCCACAUCCGUAUCUGAAUGCGAGAAGAGUUCGCUUGGGUGACGCUGACGACAAAUGACACGUACUCACUGGGUGCCUUGGUCUUGGCCCACUCCCUGAAAAGGGCCAAGACCGCCCACCAGCUGGCCGUUCUGGUCUCGCCCAACGUCUCGCAGGCGAUGCGCGACCGACUGAAGGAGGUCUACAACGUGGUGCAGGAGGUCAAUGUGCUCGACUCACAGGAUGCCGCCAAUCUGGCGCUCCUCUCCCGCCCCGAACUGGGCGUGACCUUCACAAAGCUCCACUGCUGGCGCCUCGUCCAGUUCGAGAAGUGCGUCUUCCUGGAUGCGGAUACUCUGGUCCUGCAAAACUGCGACGAGCUGUUCGAGCGCGAGGAACUGUCGGCUGCUCCGGAUGUCAGCUGGCCGGACUGCUUCAACUCCGGCGUGUUUGUCUUCAAGCCGAGCGUGGACACCUUUGCCCAGAUCACAGAGUUCGCCGUGAAGAAUGGGAGCUUCGAUGGCGGUGACCAGGGUCUGCUGAAUCAGUUCUUUGCCGACUGGUCGACGGCGGACAUCAAGAAGCAUUUGCCAUUUGUGUACAAUGUGACGGCCUAUGCCUCGUACUGUUAUCUGCCCGCCUUCAAACAGUUCAGAGAUAAGAUUAAGAUUUUGCAUUUCGCCGGCAAAUUGAAGCCAUGGCUGAUUCAGUUCAACUCGGAGACAAAGGUGGCCAGCGUUUCGUCGGAGUAUGCCCAUGCCCAGGAUCUGAUCCAGCUGUGGUGGAACAUCUUCUGCGAAAAUGUCAUUCAGUCCCUGUCCACCGAAAUGCAAACGCCAGGAUAUGUUGCUAGUGAUCGACCCGAGGGAGAAAUGGCCCAAGGGUCCACUUCAGAGUGCCUUUGCCUAAAUAUAAUACGCACGCAAAGCGAAUUCGCGGCGGAUGAGCUGCAUCAGCGGCAGCAGCAUGAGUUCUACCAGCAGCAGCAGCUGCACCACAAUCUGUUGCAUGUGCGCCAGUUCCGCGAUCCUUGGGCAGAUUACUAUGAGAAUCUGGAGAAGGAGCUGCAGGAGCAGGAGCAACAGCGGCAUCAGCAGCAUCAGCAGCAGCAGCAGCACCACAAUCCCAGCCAGAAUCACAGCCAGGACAAUGGGAAUGCGGAUGCAGCUGCGAUUGCGAAUGAGAUUGAAAAUGAGAAUGAUAGCACGAUUGCAAAUGCAAAUGCAAGCGCGAAUGCCACUAAAUGGCAUCAUGACGAUGCAUGCCACCCACCUCCGCCGACGAGUCCUUCGCCCCAAACCCAAAAUCAAGCCCACAAUGCCAAUGCCACUGCCAAUGCCGAAGACUUUUCAUCCGUAGAUGUGAAUAGCAAUGAGCUAAACGUUUCACAGCCACCUGAACACGCCUUCUCCUCCUCCGACACAGCCACGCCCACGCCCACUGCCACUGCCACGCCCUCGCAAACGCCCACGCCCACGCCCUCGCCUCAUCAUUCCGUGCAUAGUCAGACAGUAGAAAAAGCGACAAACCACCAACAAGAACAUGAAGUUGCAGCCACAACGCCGCCUGAGGCGGGUCUGGCUGGUGCCCUGUCACAGCUCCGCAUCGGUCAGCAGCGCACUCCCGAACAGGAGGCCUACGAGAACCAGAUGCGCCGCCAGUGCUGGGAGUCCGGACAGAUCGACUACUCCGGCGCCGAUUCGUUCGAGAACAUAUGGAAGAAGAUAUCGCAGACGCUGGAGCGGAAGACCGAGAAGGAGUCGGAAGAAACUGAUAAUGAUAACGAUAGUGACCCCGCUAACCCACUAAGCUCAGCUCAGUUGCUAAACGAAGCCGCCAGCAUGCUGCUGAAUCCGCCCAAGAAAUCCCCAUCUUCAAAGGCGAUGAAAGCGAAUGGGGCGGAUGGGGCGAAUGGGAGUGGAUCCAAUCUCGACCAGUCUCAUCUCACCUCCCCAGCAACUAACAAACAGCCUGCGAAUGCAUCACCUUCCUCCACCGCCUCCUUGAAACAGAAUCCACAGAAGAGACAGGAGCGACCGCAUCUCCAACCGGAACCGGAAACGGAACUGGAAGCGAGACCACAACCACAGCCGCAGCCGCAGCCAACACAGCAGCACAUCAGGAUGCAGCCAGGCGGAGGAAAUGACGGCGUAUCCAAGGGCGGCAAACAGCGGUCCGCCCGCAAGUUCAAAUAGCAAUUACUGAAGC